[Candida] anglica is the source of this 797-nucleotide messenger RNA. Lineage: Eukaryota; Fungi; Ascomycota; Pichiomycetes; Serinales; Debaryomycetaceae. The record is from the annotation of a GenBank genome assembly.
GAUAAUUAACUAGUAAGAAUAUAUUUAUACAUCAAUUAUAAUACACAAUGUCAGGAUCUGCUGGUUUUGAUAGACACAUCACCAUCUUCUCUCCAGAAGGGAGAUUAUAUCAAGUAGAAUAUGCAUUCAAAGCUAUCAAUUCUGCCAAUAUCACAUCCAUUGGGGUCUGUGGGAAAGACUCUGCUGUUCUUAUUUCUCAAAAGAAGAUCCCAGAUAAGUUGUUAGAUCCAAAGACAGUAUCAUAUAUCUUCAGUAUCACUCCUUCCAUCGGGUUAGUUGCCACUGGAUCCAUUGCUGACGCCAGAUCUCAAGCCUUGAGGGCCAGAGCUGAAGCUGCAGAAUUCAGAUACAAGUAUGGGUAUGAGAUGCCAGUCGAGGCACUUGCCAAAAGAAUGGCCAACAUUUCACAAUUGUACACUCAAAGAGCAUACAUGCGUCCACUUGGAGUGGCGUUGACCUUUUGUCAGGUUGAUACUGAAGAAGAAUCUGCCCAUAGUGGACCUCAGAUCUUCAAGUGUGACCCAGCCGGUUACUACACUGGGGUCAAGGCUGUUGCCACCGGACCAAAGCAACAAGAAGCAACCACAUACUUGGAACGUAAAUUCAAAAAGAUAGAUCAUGUUAAGGGUGAUUGGAAGGAAACUGUGGAGUUUGCCAUCACCUCUUUAAGUUCUGUUUUGGGUACGGAUUUCAGAAAGAAUGACAUUGAAAUCGGUAUAGCUACCGCUGAAGGGUUCAGAAUCUUGAACCCAGAAGAGAUUGAUGAAAGAUUGGUUUCCAUUGCUGAACAGGAUUAG